AUGCAUUCUCGUCGGUCUGAUCACAAGAAAAUAUUUUUAAAAAACCCUGAUGUACCGUAUUUGCAUCCACUAUCACCACUGGAAACGAACCCUGCUUCAUCUAGAGCGAAACGACAAGCAUAUCAGGUGUACGUCGACGGUGAUUCGUCUGUAACUCUCGACAAAACUGGCCAAGCAGAAAACGGACCAUGGGGACCAUGGGUUCCUGGCGAAUGUUCACGAACAUGCGGCGGUGGUGUUCAGACUGAAAAAAGACAAUGCAGUGGUGAUUGUGUUGGUCCAUCAGUACGUUAUGUUUCGUGCAAUCUGGAUCCUUGUUCCGAAGGAACCGAUUUUCGUGCCGAACAAUGCGCUGCCCACAACGACGACGCACUCGACGGCAAAUACCACAAGUGGUUACCGUAUAAAGGCAAGAACAAAUGUGAGCUUUUGUGUAAGCCCGAGGGCGCUAAAUUCUACUAUAAAUGGGACGAGAAAGUUGUCGACGGUACAAAAUGUGACUCGAUAUCGGAUGACAUUUGUGUUGACGGCGUGUGCUUGCCAGUCGGAUGCGAUGGAAAACUGGGAUCAGCUCUGAAAGCAGACAAAUGCGGUGUUUGUGAUGGUGAUGGAUCGAAAUGCAAAACUAUUGAGGGGACUUUUGAUGAGAGAAAUCUCUCACCAGGUUACCAUGACGUGCUGCGUAUCCCGGCUGGUGCCACCGCUAUCAGAGUCGAAGAAGCCCGUCCAAGCUCGAACAAUCUUGCUUUGAAAAACUCUACUGAUCAUUAUUUUCUUAAUGGGAAUUCAAUGAUUCAUGUCGAGAAAGAUGUGGAGCUGAACGGCGUUCAUUUCGAGUACGACGAAUCAAAACCUGAAAAAAUCACCGCCAAAGGACCAUUGAAGCAGGAAGUUAUCGUGGCAGUGUUGUUCCGUAAAGGAAAUCGUGACGCAGCUAUCAAGUACGAGUUUUCCGUGCCAGUCAUCGAGGAUCUUGACUAUAUUUACAAGCCCGGAGAAUGGUCAGCGUGUUCUGUCACUUGUGGAAAAGGUGUGCAAACUCGUACUCCAUACUGCAUCGAUACGAAAACCGAAGCCCGAGUGAACGACCAACUGUGCGACGACGCCAAUUCAACGAAACCCGAGUUUGAGAAACCGUGUGAGACAGUGAACUGCGAUGCCGAGUGGUUUGAAGGUGAAUGGGAGCCGUGUUCACAAAGUUGUGGCGAUCAGGGUGAACAGUAUCGUGUCGUCUACUGUCAUCAGGUGUUUGCGAACGGUCGUCGUGUUACUGUUGAUGAUGGUAACUGUACUGCUGAACGACCACCUGUUCGGCAAGUGUGUAACAGAUUCGCCUGCCCUGAAUGGCAAGCCGGGCCAUGGUCGGCUUGCUCACAAAAGUGCGGAGACGCCUUUCAGUACCGUUCGAUCACAUGUCGUUCAGAAAAGGAAGGCGAGGAGGGUAAACUGCUGCCAGCUGAGGUGGAUCUUGUCGUUUUUUUCCAAUUUCAAUCUUCAUAUACCUCUAAUCAGGACAAAUGUUGUUUGCAACUAAUAUCCGAAUUUCAGUGUUCAAAAUGUAACGAUACAGAAGAGACUCGUGAAGUGACAUGUAAGGAUAGUCACGGUCGCAUCUAUCCAUUAGAGAAGUGUUUGACCGGCGAUGAGAAGGAGAUACCGUCUGACACAAGGGCAUGUGCUACUCAACAACCGUGCGUCUACGAAUGGACAGCCAGUCAAUGGUCAAAAUGCUCCACUGAAUGCGGUCAUGGACACAAGACGAGACGGGUCGUAUGCGCAAUCCACGAGCAAGGCGACAUUACAGUUGUCGAUGAAGUGCUUUGUCAAGAAGAAAAACCCGAAGAGAAGAUGAAUUGCACUAAUGAGGAGAAGUGUACGGGCAUAUGGUACACUGGACCGUGGUCUCCGUGCAGUGCUGAAUGUGGAGGCGGAAAUCAGGAACGAGUAGCUGUUUGUCUAAAUUACGACAAAAAACCAGUUCCAGAGUGGUGCGACGAAGACGAAAUGCCCGUACUGACCCAGGAGUGCAACACCGACGUCUGUCCCACCUGCUUCGAUUCCGAAUUCGGUUGUUGCCCAGAUAACACGACAUUCCCUACUGGACCAUUCAACCAGGGUUGUUCAAACUGCUCGUUGAGCGAGUUCGGUUGUUGUGCGGACAACUACACUGAGGCGGUUGGUAAGAAUGGCAAAGGAUGUGAGGAAUUUGAUGAAUCGGCAUUGAACCUGGAAGAAGCUGCUGGAGAAGAGGGCUCUGGUGAACACGAUGGGGUGACCAAUGAGAAGGGCGAGAUGGCCACAAUUGAAUGCGCAGCAUCCAAUUCGACUGCGAUCGAUAUGGAUUUGUUCGGUAACGAGACUGACACGAAUUCCACCAAGCACUGUUCGAAAACCGAAUUUGGCUGUUGUCCUAAUUGGGUCACUCCGGCUAAUGGACCAAACAAUGCUGGCUGUCCGAUAUUUGUACUGGGAGCAUGUAACGAGACUGAAUAUGGCUGCUGUCACGACGAUGUCACAUUGGCUCGUGGUCCGAAUCUCGAAGGUUGUGGGGAGCCUUCGUGUGCAGCUUCUCUUUACGGAUGUUGUAAGGAUCGCAAGACGAUCGCCUUCGGACCUCAUUAUGCUGGAUGUGACAGGUCAUCGUUCCCCUGCGAAUUGUCGGAGUAUGGAUGCUGUGCUGACGGAGAGACGGCCGCUCUUGGCCCAAAUGGAACCGGUUGCGGUGAGGACUGUUUGAAAACAAAAUAUGGUUGUUGUCCUGACGGCAAAGGUAUUGCUAAAGGACAUCAUAAUGAAGGCUGUGGAUGCGUAUACGCUCAGUAUGGAUGUUGCCCAGAUGGAAAGACAGCGGCCAAAGGUGCCGGCUUCUACGGUUGUCCAGAGAGUUGCGCACAAAGCCAGUUUGGAUGUUGCCCGGAUGGCAAGACAGCGGCUCGUGGAUCACAUAAAGAAGGUUGCCCAUGCCAGUACACACGUUACGGAUGUUGCCCAGACGGUGAAACAACGGCCCUUGGACCAAGGAACGACGGUUGUGAUGACUGCAGAUAUGCUAAGCAUGGCUGCUGUCCGGAUGGCGAGACCAAGGCUAUUGGUCCGAACUACGCUGGUUGUCCGUCCACCACAUUGGCACCUUUCCUACUCGGUGGUACCGUUGCACCGUCGAAGAUCAUAUCAUGUGUGCUACCACAAGAUCAGGGUACUGUGUGUGCGUCGGGAUACAAACUGGUGUGGUACUACGACACUACUGAAGGUCGUUGUUCACAAUUUUGGUACGGUGGUUGUGAUGGUAACGAGAAUCGCUUUGCCACUAAAGAACAAUGCGAGACCAUCUGCGUUGAACCACCAGGCAUCGGACGAUGCUAUCUGCCUAAAGUUGAAGGUCCUUUGAGAUGCGAUUUACCACAAGCGAAAUACUGGUACGACUACAACACGAAGCAGUGCGCUGCAUUCUGGUGGCGAGGAUGUCACGGUAACGCAAAUAACUUUGGUUCAUGGGAGGAGUGCAGUGUAAGUAAUUUUUAUUUCUCUUCAUUUGUGACACAGCGAUAUUUUUGUUUAGCAACAAUUGAAGAGGUUUGUCGAUCCACCCAGGAUUCUGGACCUUGUCAGGAUUACUCUGAUCAGUUCUACUACGAUGCUUACAAAGGUACCUGUCAAACGUUUAUUUACGGCGGAUGUGGAGGAAAUCUGAACCGAUUCCAAACCAAAGAAGAAUGCAUGCAGCGAUGUGGAUUUCUGAAUCCGUCGGCCGUUGCGGGACAGCCCGAACAAACACAUACGGCACACUGGGCAGACAUUGUGCGACCUCCGCCACCAGUUGUCAACUGUUCCUUUUCAGUGAAGACGCGAGAGGUCUGUCAUCUGCCACUUGACGUCGGUAAAUGCCAGGGAUCGUUUGACAGCUGGUACUUCGAGAUGGCCACUGGCUCGUGCGUCGAGUUCAAGUAUUCUGGCUGCUCGGGUAAUGCGAACCGCUUCACCAGCCGCGAGGAGUGCGAGGCCACUUGUGUUCGCCAAGCAGAUGCACCUGUAGGUGCUACUCAAAGAGAAAGUUCUGUUUGUGAUGAGGCUAAGGAAACUGGCCCUUGUACGAAUUUCGUGACAAAGUGGUAUUACAACAAGGCUGACGGAACGUGCAACCGAUUCCACUAUGGUGGUUGUGAGGGAACCGGAAAUCGGUUCGAUAAUGAACACAGUUGUAAGGCUGCUUGCGGAAAUCAUCAAGAUGCGUGCACUCUGCCUAAAGUACAAGGUCCGUGCUCCGGUAAACACGAGUCUUAUUAUUUCAACAGUGCCACGCAUUCGUGCGAGAAAUUCGUGUACGGCGGAUGUUUGGGGAAUACGAAUCGCUUCACAACGUUAGAGGAAUGCCAGGCUCGAUGUCAGCGUAAAGCCUACAUACCGUCAUUCUACUACGACGCCCAAGAUGGUGUGUGUAAAGAGUUUAUCUACGGCGGUUGUGGCGGUAACACCAAUCGCUUCAAUUCUGCAGCAGAAUGCGCCACCACGUGCUCACGAAGACACCAGGUAAAUCAUUUAGGUUUGCAGAAGUUUGCCAGCCCGGAAAAUAUGGAUAUCGAUUUUUCUUGGUUCAGGUUUGAUUCCGAGAGGAAGACAUGUGUUUCGUUUAUGUAUGGUGGGUGUGAUAUGAACGCUAAUCAUUUCACUAGUGAGGAAGACUGUGAACGUGCUUGCGGAUCCUGGCGUUCAACGGACGUAUGCGCCCUGCCAUCAGAUGCCGGCACAUGUGCAGCUUCGGUAAACAAAUGGCACUACGAUAAAGCGGCCGGGACGUGUAGGAUAAUGUUUUGGAGUGGUUGCGGUGGUAACGGAAAUCGAGAAGAUUGCGAGUCAUUAUGUCGAGAAGAGACAACAUGGGAGCAAAAUAUGGACGUUUGUCAAAUGCCACGAUCAUCAGGACCAUGUCGAGACGCGAUUUCGAUGUGGUACUAUGACAGCGCCGAGAACAUCUGCAAGCAGUUCACCUAUUCUGGUUGUCGUGGUAAUGAAAAUCGGUACAUUCCAGCUGCAGUUAAUCUGCGAUUGUUAGUAUUAGAGGUGAUGAAGAUGAUGCGGCUGUUUUCAUACAAUUUUAUUCCAGAGAACCCUGAGAGUGACGACUCUCAGUGCACAGGCGAUGCAGGUACUGCGAAGACAUGUGCGCUGAUCGUGCAGAACGGCUUAUGUGCAAAGAAACGAUACAAGGAGUUCUGCUGCAUAUCCUGUCGAUCAGCAUCCUCUAAUCAUUAA
Messenger RNA from Angiostrongylus costaricensis, 5250 nucleotides. The record is from the annotation of a GenBank genome assembly. NCBI's taxonomy places the organism in Eukaryota, Metazoa, Nematoda, Chromadorea, Rhabditida, Metastrongylidae.